AUCAAGAGUCCUGUUCAAUUCAGUCUCUGCCUCUCUGGUUAUCAGUUUUGAUCUUUCGGAGGAGGUUUCUCUCAGCAGAGGUUACUGUGUGCUGAGUGCUUUAAGCAUUAUUAAAGAUUGUUCCUUUUAGCCUUUUUUUUGUCUACGUACCUGGGCACCCUGCGACGUUAGGUCAGACAGAAUAUGUCCCUUUUACUUGCUUAAUUGAGUGGCGAUCUCGGGCAUGCUUUGAUAUUUUGAUGGUUGGAGAGAUGGGUUUUCUUCUAUUUGCCCUCUCGAGGAGCUGAUUUUAUUUCUACUCCGCCUAUUGAUUUUGGGAGGAGGUGUGUUGCUGCUUGUGAAAAUGAAGGAGUUUCCAGGAACACCUGGAACUUUGGGUGCCCUUCUUCUUCGAAUAUCACAGUGUUUAUUUGCAGCUGGUUCAAUAGCUUCAAUGGCGACUACAUCCCACUUCUUCCAAAUCACUGCCUUUUGCUAUCUGAUGGCUGCAAUGGCUUUGCAAUCUAUUUGGAGCUUUGCACUUGCAUGUUUGGAUUCAUACGCCUUGGCAAGAAACAAAGUACUCCACAAUCCUAUUUUGGUCAGCCUCUUUGUGGUUGGAGAUUGGGUUACGGCAACAUUGUCUCUUGCAGCAGCAUCUUCCUCGGUAGGUAUAAUAGUCUUAUACACAAGAGAUUUUGGACUCUGGAAGGGAGAGGAAUGCCUGAAAUACCAGAUAUCAGUCUAUCUGGCCUUCUCCAGCUGGAUAAUGGUUGGAAUAUCGUCUUUUAUAAUGUUUUGGGUUCUUGCUGCAGGUUAAACCUUAUACUGUAUAUUGUUAUUAUUCUAGUGAGAAUGUGGUUUGGUCAAAUGAAAUUCAUAUUUUUCAAAACACAUUUCAGUCUUUAAUGAAAAAAUAGCUCAUCACCCUGAGACCACCCUGCCCCAAAGAAGAGCAUUGUACAAAUUGUGUUAUCUCUGGUUUAGCAAAGCAGUAGAAUUAAAAAGAAUCAAUUUGAAGAUUAAUGACAGGAUUAUCUGAACAA
Molecule: messenger RNA, 1025 nt
Organism: Telopea speciosissima
Lineage: Eukaryota; Viridiplantae; Streptophyta; Magnoliopsida; Proteales; Proteaceae
Product: CASP-like protein 5B3
Exons: 3
Coding region: 344-799 (151 amino acids)
Cellular component (GO): membrane
Source: RefSeq, a predicted model, not a curated record